AUGACCGGCUGUGAGUGUGUUUGGUUACAGAUGAGGAGGCAGCAGACAGGCAUGCCCACGCUCGCCUCUGCUCUCCGGGAUGUUUACACCUCUCCACCGUGCCCGCUCCCCGCCCGACACCUUCCACUAAUUGACCCUGAGCUGCCUCUGGACUACGAGACGAAGAAGGCCUACACGUUCAAAGUGGAUGCCACGAACGCUCACUUGGACCCACGUUUCCAGAGCCACGGUGCGUUCAAGGACACAGCCACGGUCAAGAUAAAUGUGCUGGACGUGGACGAGCCGCCCGUGUUCAACAAGCACCAGUAUGUGAUGGAUGUGUACGAGGACACGCCCGCGGGAACCAUCAUCGGAGCAGUCACGGCGCAGGACCUGGACGCCAGCAGCAGCCCAGUCAGACAAGUGACUUUGCGACGCUCCGGUCUCUGCAGAUUUGGUUCAGAGAAAGAGGCAGAGACACAGAGCUGCAGAAGCCCAGGAUUAAACCACUGCAGUCUCCGUCCAAGUCUGGAAAAGAAGCUCCUUAUCCGUCGCCCUGAGGCUCCCACUGUGGUCGGACUCAUGAAUAUUCACGCCGUUGCCCCUCACUUGUGUUAA
Knipowitschia caucasica is the source of this 597-nucleotide messenger RNA. NCBI's taxonomy places the organism in Eukaryota, Metazoa, Chordata, Actinopteri, Gobiiformes, Gobiidae. The record is from the annotation of a GenBank genome assembly.